This is a messenger RNA of Gongylonema pulchrum, 438 nucleotides long. The record is from the annotation of a GenBank genome assembly. Lineage: Eukaryota; Metazoa; Nematoda; Chromadorea; Rhabditida; Gongylonematidae.
AUGGAGAAUCGAUCUGAUCAAGCUGAGGGGCCCCAGCAGCGACGUCGAUCGCCGCCACCAUUGCUGCAGCCGGUUCAUAUACAGGAGACAGCGCUGGACCUGGAGCCGGUGGUGAUCAAUAUGCCGAGCGCAACAGCGCCACCACCGUCGGAGCCGAUUUCAACCAUGGCGCACAUUGGCGCAGGAGACACAUUUGGUGCGCCGAGUCCGAGCUCCUCCGAGGGUAGCAGUAACGGCUUCGUGAAGGUUGAACACGGCGAUGUGCAGCACAGUGUUGGCUCAGGAAUCAGUGGCUUGAUGCCAAUACGAAUGGAAGACCUGAUACGACUGCAUGAUGUUGAGCAUGAUCGCCACCGAACUGAUGCCCACCUUCAUUACAGUGUUAGUUCUGAAUUACCAUUUCUCCUCGUGCUCCCCUUCCGUUCGUUUUUUCUGUGA